Folsomia candida is the source of this 1280-nucleotide messenger RNA. Its product is annotated as phosphinothricin N-acetyltransferase. The coding region runs from base 676 to 1254 and encodes 192 amino acids. Gene Ontology annotation, molecular function: acyltransferase activity, transferring groups other than amino-acyl groups. NCBI's taxonomy places the organism in Eukaryota, Metazoa, Arthropoda, Collembola, Entomobryomorpha, Isotomidae. The transcript has 2 exons. The record is from RefSeq and is a predicted model, not a curated record.
CAAUCAAGGCAUAUCAUAUCAUACAUCCGCAAAUAAACUUAUUUCCAGAUCUACUUACAACGGAGGUGUCCCAGCGUAUGCUUUCCGAUUUUGGCCAAACUUGUGUCAACCGGUCACAAAUUUAGGAUGAAAUUUACAAAAGAUAGGACCUCCCAAUGCGCAGAUUUGGCGGAUAUAUUUGCAUUCGGAGGGGAGAAAACGCGCAGUAUUCUCUCUCUAAACUCACAAAAUAGUAAAAUUUGUGGACUUUGGGUCCCGUUUUCUCCUCUUCGGGUGCUAGUCUCUCCGUUAAACCUGAGCAUUGUGAGAUCAUGCCUUUUGCAAAUUUCAUACUCAUUAACUUUGUGAAUUUGAGCUUUAUUUGGUUAAAAUCGGAGAGCAUACGCUGGGAGACCUCCAUUGUUAGUUCUUUAUUCAUAGGAUCAAUUCACAUUAUCAAUAUUAUCAUUACAAUCAGAAUAAAAUUACAUACACAGCAUUCACGCUGAUACAUAAAACUGACCACAAAAGAGUUGAACAUUAAAAUAUUGUUAAUUAAAUAGUUCUGUGCCUACAUAUUUAUGUAUAUUUCGCAUAACGUUUACAUAAAUUUGAAUUUAUUCACGUUGUCUCCAAAACUCCUUUAAAUUUCUCCAAAAAUUUACCCAAGUUACAAAAUCCCGUAUUUAAAUAAAAAUGGAAACACGAAUCCGCACCGCGACACCUCAGGACGCCCCCGCAAUUCAAGAAAUCUACGCUCCCUUCGUCUCUGACGCUGUGACCUCGUUCGAAUACGAAGUCCCAUCCGUGAGUGAAAUGGAGACCAGAAUCGUUUCCACCCUCGUCACCCAUCCCUUCCUCGUCUAUGUAAAUGACCAAGGUCGCGUGGUCGGGUAUGCGUACGCGACUCAGCACAAGGGUCGCGAAGGGUACAAAUGGGUGGCAGAAAGUUCAAUCUACCUGGCUCCUGAAGCGAGAGGAAGUGGUGUUGGGAGUGAAUUGUAUGCCAAAUUGAUGGACAUUUUGCUACGUCAAGGUUUCUACAAAGUCGUUGCCGGCAUAAGUGGUUCGAACCCAGUCAGCGACUCAUUCCACCGCAAAUUUGGUUUCGUAUUGGUCGAAACCUGGCCAAAUUUCGGCUACAAAUUUGAUUCCUGGAUUAACGUUUCGUGGUAUUGUAAAGAGCUGCGAUCGACGGAAACCACGAGCCGGGUAAAUCCGCCCAUCCCACCGAUACCCUACUCGGAGUGGAGAAAAGAUGAGACUCAAAAAUAAAAUAAAUAUUAUCCUUCCCAACAAAA